This is a messenger RNA of Topomyia yanbarensis, 717 nucleotides long. It is a transcript of the gene RpS27A, whose product is annotated as ubiquitin-ribosomal protein eS31 fusion protein. Gene Ontology annotation, biological process: modification-dependent protein catabolic process; translation; protein ubiquitination. The coding region runs from base 125 to 595 and encodes 156 amino acids. Gene Ontology annotation, cellular component: ribosome; cytoplasm; nucleus. The transcript has 3 exons. NCBI's taxonomy places the organism in Eukaryota, Metazoa, Arthropoda, Insecta, Diptera, Culicidae. The record is from RefSeq and is a predicted model, not a curated record. Gene Ontology annotation, molecular function: protein tag activity; ubiquitin protein ligase binding; structural constituent of ribosome.
GACUAUUGAGGUUAGCCUCUGCUUCCGGUUGAUUGUCAGAAUUCCAAAUUGCCACAAGAGGCGCUGAUAUUCCAUUUCCUAUUUCUUUUACUUUGUGUAUGGUGUCAGAGAAAGGAGAUCCAGGAUGCAGAUCUUCGUCAAGACCUUGACGGGAAAGACCAUCACCCUUGAGGUCGAGCCGUCCGAUACGAUCGAGAAUGUCAAAGCCAAAAUCCAGGAUAAGGAAGGAAUCCCUCCGGAUCAGCAGCGAUUGAUCUUCGCUGGCAAGCAGUUGGAAGAUGGUCGCACAUUGUCCGAUUACAACAUCCAGAAGGAGUCCACCCUUCACCUGGUGUUGCGCCUGCGCGGCGGUGCCAAGAAACGAAAGAAGAAGAAUUACUCCACCCCCAAGAAGAUCAAGCACAAGAGGAAGAAGGUCAAACUCGCUGUGUUGAAGUACUAUAAGGUCGACGAGAACGGAAAAAUCCAUCGCCUGCGCCGCGAGUGUACAAGCGAAACCUGUGGAGCCGGUGUGUUCAUGGCUGCCCAUGAGGAUCGCCACUAUUGCGGCAAGUGUCACCUUACACUUGUUUAUUCCAAACAAGAAGAAAAGUAAAAAGUGGAAGGAACACAUCUAAUAUUCUUCUGGCUGAGAUGGUUAAGAUCUUUUCCGUAAUGCUUAAGGAUAGAAAGUAAUAAAAGAGUGUGUACGGUUUCAGGUUCCGUACGGACUUGAAA